Molecule: messenger RNA, 3137 nt
Organism: Culex pipiens pallens (northern house mosquito)
Lineage: Eukaryota; Metazoa; Arthropoda; Insecta; Diptera; Culicidae
Exons: 4
Coding region: 662-1945 (427 amino acids)
Cellular component (GO): chitin-based extracellular matrix
Molecular function (GO): structural constituent of chitin-based larval cuticle
Source: RefSeq, a predicted model, not a curated record
GACGUUCACCAGUCAGUGGCACUUUGGCCAGCAGUCGAACCAAACGUAUUCAUCGGGGGGUUCACGAUCCUUGGCUAAGGCAAAUGCCCCGGGAAAUUCUGGUUCAGGAAAAUUUGCGCGCGAGUGCUCGAGCUGUGUGACUUUCGGAAUAGUUGGGAAAUUUGAAUUUUGUUAAGAAAAAUUAUUAUUUAUUCUAAUUGAAAAUUAUUUGGUGUACAAAUAUGACUAGUUGAGUAAGGGUGAAUAAAGUGAUGUAACGCAUUAAUAACAGGAAAUCGAUGGUCUCAAGCCCAGAUGACGUGCACGUGCCUUGUAAUUUAUGCACCUGUGAAUAAUUACCCGAAAAAGAAAAGUGAUCAUAAGUGUAUCGAACCACUGCCGGCGCCACCACCUACAUCGCCGUCUGGAUCAAAUCGACUGUGAAGAGGCAAAUUUCCUUGAAGUUCCGUUCCUUUCUCUGGGGCUUGUUCAAACAACACCCCCGUUGGACGUCGUCGCCCCGUCAGUUUUUAAUCAAAUUGGAAGCACACUGUAGCAGCAGAAGAAGGCAGCGAGCGCAACAUUUUCCGACCGGUUUUUCCUCAAAAAGGGACCUGCAAAAGCUUAGUAGUUGCUUGAAUCAAAAGUAUAGUUACACCCGCUAACCGGCCCCUCAAAAAAAAUGGGAAGCAUUUUCAUACUGCUGUUUGGCUUCUACCUGCUGUACCUGGAGAAGGUCAACGCAUCCUGGGGCUCACCGGACAGCAACCAGUACCACAUUCAAACUGACGAGGGUCCCGAGCGGUACUUUCGGUACCAAACUGACAACGGGCAGUUCCGGAAGGAGAAACGACUCCAGGAUGGCACAGUGAUUGGGACCGAUGCGUGGAUUGAUGCCUCCGGGUAUCUCCGGCAGAAGGACUACAUCGCCGACGAUAAGGGCUAUCGGAUACUGAAGUCCAAGACGGUGUUCGUUGGAACGGAUUUGCCGAUUCAGGACGCCAUCAAGUCCGUCAAGAAUCGGCCCGCCGACUCGGGUGUUCUAGUAUCACACCAGGGUCCAGCGUACGUUCCGCCACCGCGACCUGUAGCCGUGGUGCCUACCACUCCGGCACCGAUCGCUCCGGUGACCCCUUCGGACAUCAAGUCCGUCUUCAUUCGGCCCCACUCACAGCCGGUCAACACCAACUACCUGCCGGCAAAUAUAGAUCAAUAUUUACCGCCCAGCAGGCACUACCCUUCGAGCACUCCACGACCUAUCUACGUUUCCCAGAGCACGACUUCCGGAUAUUCUCCGCUAGCCGGAAACGACCUGUCCUCGACACCGAUCGCCUUGUACGCACCCAGUUCGACGCCUUCUCCGUUGGCAGAUCGUUCCGAGGCACAUUUGCCACCGUUGGUGAUUUAUAAUAGUGACGAUUCGACGAAACGACCGAACGAAUACCACCACCAGUUGGACAAUGAUCUACUACCUCCCAAGCAGCAGCAGAUCUUCCAGGUGAUUCCACCGAGGAGACGUUUCCAACAGGAACGUAGACGACCCACAUAUGUGGAUCCCAUAACGAUCACUUCCGCGGCUCCGUUCAUUGAACAAGCAACUCCUGCUCCGAAACCCCUGAUUCUGCCCUUCUACGACAACAACUUGGAUCAACAGCCUAGCUUUAACCGCGACCUGCUGGAACCUCCCCCGAACUACGGCCAGUACCCGGCAGUCCGCCGAAAUGAUCAACCCUACGACGGAGUGUCGGUGACCAACAACGGAUUCCGGUACUACCUGCCACGGCAGUACCACGAGGAGGCAAACUCCGGCAAUGCGACCCGCGAGGGCAGCUUCGGCUACAUCGAUCCGUUCGGCAUUCGGCGGGUCGUGUACUACAACACCGGACCGGGCAAGGGUUUCGUCCACCGCAAGAACAACCGCUUCGUGGGCUUCAACUCGACCCCGUACGAUCCACGACCACUUUGAGUCGGUCCCCUCCCACGCGCCACAACAGUCGCCGUUGCCAAGUUCUUACGCUUCCACCUUAAUUAUUUAUUAUAGCUCCGAGACCUAGUACAAGUAGGUAGCCCCUACAAUUGCUAGUAGAUUAACGAUUUCACAGAACGCCAAGUGGUCCGAAGGAUGUACGGGGGCGACCGCAGUGACCACGCGGGCGUUCUUCAAGAGUGACAGUUACGGAUCACGUUUAAGAAGUGGAGCAGAGAUUCGAAUUAAAACAACUAAUGAGUCGUCGGGUCGUUGUCGCCGCCGUUAUGGCGGGAUGACCUCCGGAGGUGCACGACACGAUCGUGAGGGGGGACGCGUUUUUCUAAUCUCUCUGUGGGAUCGCAAUUGGGGCAGUUCUCUUAGAAAACACACACACAUGUCUUCAUUUUUUAACCACCGAAAUCAUAGAGAACUGUCAAAUGCGUGUGCAUUACUUAGUUGGCAAGGGGAUUUAGUCACAUGUUUACGAUUAGUGGGUUUGCUACCGAACACCGAAGUCAAGGCUACCAAGACCUCAUGGAGGACUGACAUCAUCAUAAAGUAUUCAUUGCCAGUCCAGAAUGCUCUCAAUACCUUGACCGUCUGAUUUCGAGACAGAUAUUCGAAUUUCAAAUCCAGGCUCAAUUUGCCUGCCAGGGUAGUAUCGAUGAUUCAUACUGACGCAAGAUACUCUUGGAGUCAAUUCCGGUGAUCAAUGAAUUUCUUGGGCUCUUUGUGAGGUUUGUAGGAAACGCUGUAAUUACACAACUCAAUAUAGCAGUUAUUAUAAAAAAAAGCAAAUCCGGAGCGGCCCACCACCACGAGAGGUCAACUAGUCAACCAAUCCAUAAAAAAUAAUUGUAGGGCACUUGGUUCACGCAUGAUUUGGAAGUUCUUUGGACGCAUGGAAGGUUUUUGAUUUUUAUGUCUGCCGGAUGCAGCUGAUCAUAAUAUAAUUAUAUUUAUUACAGUUCACUUAAUUUGUUGUUUGGUCUGCUUCCACACUUUUGCUUAAUAAUAUUUUUAUUUGGUUUCACGAUUCAAUUCACUUUUUUCAACUCAUCAUACUCGCCAACUAAGAAUCGCAGUUAAUUUGCACAUUGCUUACUUUUAAGCUCGCACUGCAUGUCUGAUUUGAUAUGCUAACACGCUGACGCUUGAUUGUAACAGAUAACAUGUAUACGCUUUGCUU